GAUGCGGUCUCACAACGACUCAAAGCCUUGAACGAUCAAUGGGAGCUGUUGGUGAAAACAACGUCAGAGAAGAGUUGUCGCCUAAAGGAAGCAAAUAAGCAGAAAAGUUUCAUGGCUGGCGUUAAAGAUCUGGAGUUUUGGCUGGGAGAAGUUGAAACACUGCUUGCUUCCGAGGAUUACGGCAAAGAUUUAUCAUCAAUCGAAAAUCUUCUCAAGAAACACCAGCUGCUGGAGGCAGAUAUUACAGCGCAUGCGGAUCGUGUGGGUGAAAUGAAUCAGCAGGCUGAUAGCCUGUUGGAAAGUGGUCAGUUUGAUCAACCGGAAAUUGAAGAGAGACGACGGGCUAUCUGUGAUCGUUAUGAAAGAAUUCGACAACUGGCUGAUGUUCGACGUGAUAAACUGAACAAAGCAAUAACCGUGCAUCAGUUCAUUCGUGACAUUGAUGAUGAGGAAUCGUGGAUUAAGUGA
This is a messenger RNA of Anisakis simplex (herring worm), 468 nucleotides long. NCBI's taxonomy places the organism in Eukaryota, Metazoa, Nematoda, Chromadorea, Rhabditida, Anisakidae. The record is from the annotation of a GenBank genome assembly.